AUGCCAGGAGGCGCUCUGCACUACCCCCUCUGGGCACCAUACGAGCUGUACGGACGCGUGGAUUACGUGUACGGGUGGAAGGCGUGGAACGAGCGGAACGGGUUCACGGCCGCGCAGGGGAUGAUGAAUGCGCUGGAGACGGUGAUGUACUUGGUUUAUGUCUGGGGGGUGUUGGGAGGUGGAAAUGGAAAGGGGGAAGGGAGACGGGGGGCGACGGUGUUGUUGGUGGGAUUUUCGGCGGCGGUGAUGACGUUGAGUAAGACGGUGCUUUAUUGGCUUAAUGAGUAUUACUCUGGGUUUGACAACAUUGGUCAUAACUCGACGUUCGAUCUAAUCUUGUUGUGGGUUAUUCCCAACGGCGCCUGGCUCGUCUUCCCAUCUGUUAUGAUCUAUACUUUGGGUUCGGAGAUUAUUGAUGGCUUGGCUGGUCCUUUGACUACGGUAGAUCGUUCGACCAAGGUCGAGUGA
Neurospora tetrasperma FGSC 2508 is the source of this 468-nucleotide messenger RNA. RefSeq lists its product as uncharacterized. Lineage: Eukaryota; Fungi; Ascomycota; Sordariomycetes; Sordariales; Sordariaceae. The record is from RefSeq and is a predicted model, not a curated record. The transcript is spliced from 3 exons. The coding region runs from base 1 to 468 and encodes 155 amino acids.